GGUAAUAACAAAGAUGGCGGCGCUCGGCACAUCGCGGUGCUUGUUUCAGAGCUUUUCUCGGGUAAAAGAUGUGCAGAGGAUCAAGAAGACAUUUCAGAGGUGUGGUGUUAGAGCGCUCUGUGACAAAACGAAUGAAACUGAUAAUGGAAAGCCCCAUUUCACGGAUCAAACUGUGCAGGACAUCCUGACCAGGAUAACCGGCCUGGACCUGCAGAAGGUUUUCCGACCCGUUAAAGAAGAGCUGAAGCCGCCCACCUAUAAGCUAAUGACUGAUGAACAGCUACAGCAGGCGGUACAGGUUGCUACAGACGAAGCAAAGAAGCGGCUGCAGAUGCCCCCCGUCCUUCCAGAGAGGAAGCCCAUCGAGGACGUGCUCGCUGUGGAUAAGAUCCUGGAUGGCAUGGACACGGCUAAAUACGUUUUCACUGACAUCACCUACAACAUCCCUCACAGGGAGAGGUUCAUAGUUGUGCGAGAGCCUGAUGGCACUCUGAGGAAGGCGACCUGGGAGGAGAGAGAUCGUCUCAUUCAGGUUUACUUCCCCAGGCAGGGCCGCAAGCUAACACCGCAUCUCCUCUUCAAAGAAGAGAACCUCAAGACUGUUUUCUCCCAGGACCGCCAUGAGGAUGUGUUGGAUCUGUGUCUUGUCCAGUUUGAACCGGAUUCUUCAGACUACAUCAGAGUGCAUGAGGCUACAUAUGAGGACCUGGAAAGAAACAACAAAUACGAUCUUCUAAGAUCCACCAGGCACUUUGGAGGCAUGGUUUGGUACCUGGUCAACGCUCGUAGAGCAGACGGACUCAUGGUGGACAUGCUGAGGAGAGAGCUGCUGCAGGACGCCAUCAGCCUUGUGUCUCUGUUCCACAUGGUCCAUCCUCACAGCGAGUCGGCUCAGGAAGCAGCCGCCCAACGAGCUACCGGCACCGACCUCUUGAAGAUCUAUGCCCAGAAGGAGUCUCAGAGGUCGGGCUACAUCGAGCUGGCUCUGCAGGCGUAUGAAGAGAAAUCUGCUGAAGGCUCAUCUGCCUAAAAUCCCAGCAUCCAAACACCUGAACUUCUGAUUGGGAAAGAAUUUUACCAACAACCUGAACUGAACUUCAAACCCAAACAUCCAAUCUGGAGGCAGGAUUUUAGAACCUGGUUUCAUCUGUAAAGACUUUCAUUCCUGUUUGUUUGGGAUCUAAAUCACUGAACUGAAACAGAUGUAACGGCAAAAUAAAAUCUAUAUGUGAG
Molecule: messenger RNA, 1233 nt
Organism: Cyprinodon variegatus (sheepshead minnow)
Lineage: Eukaryota; Metazoa; Chordata; Actinopteri; Cyprinodontiformes; Cyprinodontidae
Gene: mrps22
Product: mitochondrial ribosomal protein S22
Exons: 8
Coding region: 14-1030 (338 amino acids)
Cellular component (GO): mitochondrial small ribosomal subunit
Molecular function (GO): structural constituent of ribosome
Source: RefSeq, a predicted model, not a curated record